Messenger RNA from Schistocerca cancellata (South American locust), 1479 nucleotides. RefSeq names its product piggyBac transposable element-derived protein 4-like. The record is from RefSeq and is a predicted model, not a curated record. Lineage: Eukaryota; Metazoa; Arthropoda; Insecta; Orthoptera; Acrididae. Bases 1 to 1479 code for a protein of 492 amino acids. The transcript is spliced from 2 exons.
AUGUCAAGAAGAGGCUUACGAGAUGAAGAAAUCGAACGAUUAUUGUGUGAAAUUCCAUCAGACGAGGAUUCCACUGUUGACACCACAGAUGACGAAUCUGAUUAUGAAGCAAGCAUUGUUGCGGAGGCUAUUGUGUCGUCUGAAGGCGAAGUUUCAGAGAGCGAGGAAGAAAGUGAGUCCACUCCGCCAAAACGCGCUGCUGACACAGCGCCAACUUGGGGACAACAAUUCAAUGCUACCUCAGGAAUGCAGUUCGACAGUGAAUCAGGACCAAGUGCUUUUAUUAGGGACAUUGAUGAUCCAGAACCUAUCGAUAUAUUCGAAAAAAUAUUUCCAAAAGAGCUAGUUGAGCUAAUCGUUUUCCAAACAAAUUUAUAUGCGACGCAAUCUGGCAAGUCUUUCACUCCAACAACUGACAAUGAAAUACGAACUUUCCUGGGAAUCAACAUUUUGAUGGGUAUAAAGCGUAUGCCAGCAUACAGAGACUACUGGUCUAGUGCCCCAGAACUUCAUGAUCGUUAUAUUGCAUCUCUGAUGGCAGUAAAUCGGUUUGGAUGGUUACUGAGGAACAUUCAUCUGAAUGAUAACACAUUGCAUCCAGAAAAAGGACACCCAGGUUAUGACAAACUGUACAAGCUGCGACCAGUGAUCAAGAUACUAUCUGAAUCUUUUUCCAAGUGUUACCAACCCAGCAAACACCUAGCAAUUGAUGAGUCAAUGAUCAAAUUCAAAGGCCGCAACAGUAUGAAACAAUACAUGAGAGAUAAACCCAUAAAGCGUGGUUACAAAGUGUGGAUGCUGUGUGACAAGACCUCUUACAACUUGAAAUUUGAUAUUUACACCGGAAAAGUAGGUGACACAGUGCAAACAGGCCUUGGGGAGCAUGUAGUGCUGAGUUUGUCCUCUGAACUCGUAAAUAAAGGCCAUUAUCUUUAUUUCGACAACUAUUUCAAUAGCUAUAACUUGUUGGCUGGUUUACAGCAGAGAAACAUAUAUGCCUGUGGGACAGUUCAACCAACAAGGAAACAUUUACCCAAAUUAAAAACAGACAAAGAAUUAAGCAGAGGUGAAUUUGACUGGAGGGUCAGCAACUGUGGCAUCCUCUACUUGAAGUGGAAAGAUAAGAGAGCUGUUCAUCUCCUUUCAAAUUUUCACAGUCCUGAAGUUACUACAGUGACUCGCCGUGAAAGAGAUGGUUCACGCAUAGAGCUACCUUGUCCUCAAGCAGUGAUGGAUUACAAUGCACACAUGAACAAUGUCGACAAGUUCGACCAACUGAAAAAAUCAUAUGAAAUAAGCCGGAGAACAUUUCCUCGCACGCAGUUCGUCUACGCGGUCCGCCACUGCGCGGGCUCGCCUUGGCAAAGAACAAAGGGCGGCGCCCUCGCCGCCUCUCCCUGGCUUCGUUUCCUCUCGGUUCGCGCCUUCCUCGGCCCCAUUAGCCACAUAAAGGCGCGGCACAAAGCCCCACGCACGUAA